This is a messenger RNA of Zootoca vivipara (common lizard), 2935 nucleotides long. The record is from RefSeq and is a predicted model, not a curated record. NCBI's taxonomy places the organism in Eukaryota, Metazoa, Chordata, Lepidosauria, Squamata, Lacertidae.
UCAAUGCCUUGUCGUGGCGAAGGGGCUUGAAUAACUCAGAGAAGCUAUGAGCUAUGCCAUGCAGGGCCACCCAAGAUGGACAGGUCAUAGUGGAGAGUUUUGACUAAACGUGAUCCACCUGGAGAAGGAACUGGCAAGCCACUCCAGUAUCCCUGCCAAGAAAACUCCAUGGACAAAGACAACAGGCAUAUAAAAGUUAUGACGCUGGAAGAUGAGCCCCUCAGGUCGGAAGGCGUCCAACAUGCUACUGAGGAAGAGCGGAGGACAAGUACAAGUAGAUUCAGAGCUGAUGAAGCGGCUGGGCCAAAGCCGAAAGGACGCUCAGUUGCGGAUAUGCCUGGAAGCGAAAGGAAAGUCCGAUGCUGUAAAGAAAAAUAUUGCAUAGGAACCUGGAAUGUAAGAACCAUGAGUGGAGGUAAGCUGGAUGUGGUCAAAAAUGAGAUGACAAGAAUAAAUAUCGACAUCCUGGGCAUCAGUGAACUAAAAUGGAAGGGAAUGGGCGAAUUCAGUUCGGGUGACUAUCAUAUCUACUACUGUGGGCAAGAAUCCUGUAGCAGAAAUGGAGUGGCCCUCAUAGUCAACAAAAGAGUGGCAAAAGCUGUAAUGGGAUGCAAUCUCAAAAAUGACAGAAUGAUCUCGAUACGAAUCCAAGGCAGACCUUUUAACAUCACAGUAAUCCAAGUUUAUGCACCAACUACUGGUGCUGAAGAAAGUGAAAUUGACCAAUUCUAUGAAGACCUACAACAACUUCUAGAAAUGACACCAAAGAAGGAUGUUCUUCUCAUUACAGGGGAUUGGAAUGCUAAAGUAGGGAAUCAAGAGAUAAAAGGAACAACUGGCAAGUUUGGCCUUGGAGUUCAAAAUGAAGCAGGGCAAAGGCUAAUAGAGUUCUGUCAAGAGAACAAGCUGGUCAUCACAAACACUCUCUUCCAACAACACAAGAGACGACUCUACACAUGGAUAUCACCAAAUGGGCAGCAUCGAAAUCAGAUUGAUUAUAUUCUCUGCAGCCAAAGAUGGAGAAGCUCUAUACAGUCAGCAAAAACAAGACCUGGAGCUGACUGUAACUCAGAUCAUCAGCUUCUUAUAGCAAAAUUCCAUCUUAAACUGAAGAAAGUAGGAAAAACCACUGGGCCAGUAAGAUACAAUCUGAAUCAAAUCCCUUAUGAAUACACAGUGGAAGUGAGGAACAGGUUUAAGGAUUUAGAUUUGGUGGACAGAGUGCCUGAAGAACUAUGGAUGGAGGCUCGUAACAUCAUACAGGAGGCAGCAACGAAAACCAUCCCAAGGAAAAGGAAAUGCAAGAAAGCAAAAUGGCUGUCCAACGAGGCCUUACAAAUAGCGGAGGAGAGGAGGCAAGCAAAAUGCAAGGGAGAUAGGGAAAGAUACAGGAAACUGAAUGCAGAUUUCCAAAAAACAGCAAGGAGAGACAAGAGGGUCUUCUUAAAUGAGCAAUGCAAAGAAAUAGAGGAAAACAAUAGAAUGGGGAAAACCAGAGAUCUGUUCAAGAAAAUUGGAGAUAUGAAAGGAACAUUUCGUACAAAGAUUACCAUAAUCAAGGACAAAAGUGGUAAGGACCUAACAGAAGCAGAAGACAUCAAGAAGAGGUGGCAAGAAUACACAGAGGAAUUAUACCAGAAAGAUAUGGAGGUCUCAUACACCCCAGGUAGUGUGGUUGCUGACCUUGAGCCAGACAUCUUGGAGAGUGAAGUCAAAUGGGCCUUAGAAAGCAUUGCUAAUAACAAGGCCAGUGGAAGUGAUGAUAUUCCAGCUGAACUAUUUAAAAUUUUAAAAGAUGAUGCUGUUAAGGUGCUACACCCAAUAUGCCAGCAAGUUUGGAAAACUCAGCAAUGGCCAGAGGAUUGGAAAAGAUCAGUCUACAUCCCGAUUCCAAAGAAGGGCAGUGCCAAAGAAUGCUCCAACUACCGCACAAUUGCACUCAUUUCACACGCUAGCAAGGUUAUGCUUAAAAUUCUACAAGGCAGGCUUAGGCAGUAUGUGGACCGAGAACUCCCAGAAGUGCAAGCUGGAUUUCGAAAGGGCAGAGGAACCAGAGACCAAAUAGCAAACAUGCGCUGGAUUAUGGAGAAAGCUAGAGAGUUCCAGAAAAACGUCUACUUCUGCUUCAUUGACUAUGCAAAAGCCUUUGACUGUGUCGACCACAGCAAACUAUGGCAAGUUCUUAAAGAAAUGGGAGUGCCUGAUCACCUCAUCUGUCUCCUGAGAAAUCUCUAUGUGGGACAAGAAGCUACAGUUAGAACUGGAUAUGGAACAACUGAUUGGUUCAAAAUUGGGAAAGGAGUACGACAAGGGGAAGAAAUGGAGGCAGUGAGAGAUUUUACUUUCUUGGGCUCCUUGAUCACUGCAGAUGGUGACAGCAGUCACGAAAUUAAAAGACGCCUGCUUCUUGGGAGAAAAGCAAUGACAAACCUAGACAGCAUCUUAAAAAGCAGAGACAUCACUUUGCCGACAAAGGUCCGUAUAGUUAAAGCUAUGGUUUUCCCAGUAGCGAUGUAUGGAAGUGAGAGCUGGACCAUAAAGAAGGCUGAUCGUCGAAGAAUUGACGCUUUUGAAUUAUGGUGCUGGAGGAGACUCUUGAGAGUCCCAUGGACUGCUAGAAGAUCAAACCUAUCCAUUCUUAAGGGAAUCAGCCCUGAGUGCUCCCUGGAAGGACAGAUCGUGAAGCUGAGGCUCCAAUACUUUGGCCACCUCAUGAGAAGAGAAGAAUCCUUGGAAAAGACCCUGAUGUUGGGAAAGAUUGAGGGCACUAGGAGAAGGGGACGACAGAGGACAAGAUGGUUGGACAGUGUUCUCGAAACUACGAACAUGAGUUUGACCAAACUGCGGGAGGCAGUGCAAGACAGGAGUGCCUGGCGUGCUAUGGUCCAUGGGGUCACGAAGAGUCGGACACGACUAAACGACUAAACAACAACAA